CUACGUAAUUCUGUUUAUAACUUUUGACACCCCAGAUGAGGAUGUGUUCAGCUAAUAAUACCUCCUCCCCUGCUUGAAUUGGUCUCCUAGUAUCUCCUAGGAUGAUUUGUGAAAAACUAGGGAAAGUGAGUAGAUUAUCAGCAAUGAGUGGAGCUAUUCACGUUUUGACGGAUUUAAAGUACGAUUACAUGGUCCCAAUGGGUUUGAGGUUACUCAUUGGGCAAGGGAGAAACUAUUCGCAAUUGGCAUUCGUUCCAAAAUACGAACCCCCGAAACCAGACGACUUGACAAAGUUAUCAAAUUUUAUUAAAAAUUCUGGGAGACUCUGUGUCCUGACUGGAGCUGGAGUGUCUACGGAGAGUGGUAUUCCAGACUAUCGCUCUCAGGGGGUUGGAUUAUAUGCUACAAGUAACAAGAGACCUGUUUUGUACCAGGAUUUUAGAAACAAAGAACCUAUCAGACGGAGGUACUGGGCAAGGAACUAUAUAGGAUGGCCAAGAUUUUCAAAUGUCCAACCCAACGGCACCCACAAAAUCCUAAAACACCUGGAAGACCUCGGAAUAGUGAAUUGCAUCGUAACUCAAAACGUGGACGGUCUCCACUCGAAAGCAGGCAGCAAAAACGUGAUAGAGCUUCAUGGCACAGCAUUCAGGGUAAUGUGUUUGAGUUGCGAUAAAACAAUUAAUCGACAUGACUUCCAGAAAGUUCUGGAUAAGGCAAAUCCAUCGGUGACAUUGGUCAGUAAGGCCAUAAGACCGGACGGUGAUGUCGAGCUCUCUGAAGAGCAAAUUGAGGGCUUCAUCCUACCUCCUUGUCAAAAUUGCGGAGGAGUUCUUAAACCAGAUAUCGUUUUCUUCGGAGAUAAUGUUCCUCGCGUUGUCGUUGAGACUGUCCAAACAUCUGUAGACAAUGCAGAUGCUUUACUUGUCCUUGGCACUUCUUUAACCACGUUCUCUGGUUAUAGAAUUAUCCUGCAAGCUGUUGAAGCCAACAAACCAAUUGCUAUUGUAAAUAUCGGGGAAACUCGAGCUGAUUCCUACGCAAAUGUUAAGAUUGAGAGUAGAUGUGGCGAAGUUUUCUCAAAAGUAUUUCCAUCCUCCAAUUUUGGGAAAGGUAGUUAAUAAAAAAUAAAUGUAGACAUCCUCGUGGAAGGAAAUUUCAAUUGUUCUGGAGUUAACACAAUUUAUCGGGAAUAAAUUUAUUAUUGAUAGUUA
This is a messenger RNA of Diachasma alloeum, 1214 nucleotides long. It is a transcript of the gene Sirt4, whose product is annotated as NAD-dependent protein deacylase Sirt4. The transcript has 4 exons. Lineage: Eukaryota; Metazoa; Arthropoda; Insecta; Hymenoptera; Braconidae. Gene Ontology annotation, molecular function: NAD+ binding; NAD-dependent protein lysine deacetylase activity. Bases 102 to 1121 code for a protein of 339 amino acids. The record is from RefSeq and is a predicted model, not a curated record.